Vespula vulgaris is the source of this 2689-nucleotide messenger RNA. It is a transcript of the gene TMS1, whose product is annotated as serine incorporator 3. The record is from RefSeq and is a predicted model, not a curated record. The transcript is spliced from 11 exons. Gene Ontology annotation, cellular component: membrane. Lineage: Eukaryota; Metazoa; Arthropoda; Insecta; Hymenoptera; Vespidae. Bases 143 to 1528 code for a protein of 461 amino acids.
ACGCCAUUGUUAUGAACGCAUUGCUACGACUUCAAUAACUUUUUCCAUAAUAUAUAUACAUAAUCAAUUUUAUACUUAUUUAAGAAUAUAUUUUACUUUGUUAAUCUCAUAUUUAUCGUGCAAAAAGUAACAAAGUUUCAUCAUGGGUCUCGUUUGUUCCACAGCGCAGCUUGCCUGCCUGUGUGGCAGUACAGCUUGCAGUUUCUGUUGUUCUCAAUGCCCUACUUGCCGUAACAGCACUAGUACUCGUAUUAUGUAUGCUUUGUUAUUAAUGCUGGGUACUGUAGCUGCAUGUAUUACUAUGGCACCUGGUUUACAAGAUGCUCUUAAAAAGGUUCCAUUUUGUGCUAAUAGCACAAAUUAUGUACCAUCUUCAUUUACUGUAGAUUGUGAAUCAUCAGUUGGUUAUUUAGCUGUAUAUAGAAUAUGCUUUAUUCUUGCAUUGUACUUUUUUAUGAUGUCUAUGAUUAUGAUAAGAGUUAGAAGUUCCAAAGAUCCAAGGGCUCCUAUACAAAAUGGAUUUUGGGCAAUUAAAUAUCUUCUAAUAAUUGGUGGAAUAAUAGGGGCUUUCUUUAUUCCUGAAACAUCGUUUGGUUCAACCUGGAUGUAUUUUGGAAUGAUCGGAGGUUUCUUUUUUAUUAUCAUACAAUUAAUUCUUAUUGUUGACUUUGCACAUUCUUGGGCAGAUGCCUGGGUAGGUAAUUAUGAGGAUACUGAAUCAAAAAGUUGGUAUGCAGCACUUAUGGGAGCUACUCUAUUGAAUUAUGCUAUUGCUGUCACUGGUGUAGUAUUACUUUAUGUAUAUUUUACUCAUCCCUAUGAGUGUGCACUGAACAAAUUCUUUAUUUCUUUUAAUCUUAUUUUAUGCAUCAUUAUCAGCAUUAUUUCUAUUCUUCCAAGUGUACAAAAACAUCAGCCACAUUCUGGUUUACUUCAACCAUCUAUAGUUUCAUUAUAUGUUAUUUAUUUAACAUGGAGUGGAGUUUCUAAUAGCCCAGAUCGCAUUUGUAAUCCUGGAUUUUUGGCAAUAAUUUCUAAUAAUACUCAAAAUCGUGUUGCUUUUGACAAGGAAAGUAUAAUUGGUCUCAUAAUAUGGUUCAGUUGUGUUUUAUACAGUUCUCUACGUACAGCAUCAAAAUCAUCCAAGAUUACCAUGUCUGAAAACGUUUUAGUUAAAGAUAAUGGAGCUGUCAGGAAUGGUGGAGACCAGUAUCUUAUCGACAAUGAAGACUAUACUGCAGUAGAAGGUCGCAAUGGUGAUACAGAAAAUGGUGAAGCUAAAGUAUGGGACAAUGAAGAAGAAACUGUAGCAUAUAAUUGGAGCUUCUUCCACUUAAUGUUUGCCCUUGCUACUUUAUAUGUGAUGAUGACUCUUACCAAUUGGUACGAACCAAAUUCAAACUUGGAAACCAUGAAUGCUAAUGUUGCAUCAAUGUGGGUAAAAAUUAUUUCUUCAUGGUUAUGUAUAACCCUUUAUGUUUGGUCUCUGGUAGCACCGAUACUCUUCCCAAACAGAGAAUUUUCAUAAAUUGAAGACUUUCGAGAAAUGAUAACAUCUAAUUGAACAGUUAGAAAUCUAUCGUGAAUUAUAUUUAUAUUACCUAAUGAGAAUUACACGCAAGUACCAUCGUGCAUACGCAUUUUUAAAUUGCUUGGAAUAUCAUGAUAUGUAUAAUAUUAAAUUUUUAUCCUUACGAAAAUAAUUUUCUAUGUAAGUAGUGUAGAUUGAUAUUUUGCAGAAUAUACUUUUAUAAAGUAUUAUAAUAUUUUGUAAGUACUCGAAAAUAAAAACACGUUAUGUGUGUAUAUAUAUAUAUAUAUAUAUAUAUAUAUAUAUAUAUAUAUAUAUAUAUCACGAGCGAACUUGUGAAGAUUGCAUUUAUUUGGAAUUAAAUGCCAAUGAUAAUAUCAAUAGCUAAAGUCGAGUGUGUUGGAAAGUUUAGGAUUAUAUAUAUAUAUGUAUAUUAUAGCAAUUAUAUAGUAUCCCAUAUGUAAACAUUUAUUAUAAUCAAAAAAAAAAUAAGAAGAUAAUAAAAAUAUAGUGGAAAAGAAUAAUAUAAUAAUAUUAUUUACAAUGUAAAUAUUUGAAUAUUCAUAACAUGUAUGUAUGAUACAAAUACUUUUUCUUGACUGUCAUAUACAUUGUAUAUGAUGGCAAGUAACGAGAUUUAUACUUAAUUUCUAUAACCAGGAAAUGUGUAUGUGUGUAUCUGUGCGUGCGUAUGUGUGUAUAUGCGUAUAGUUCGUCGAGACUAUUUACAAUACUUAACUAUAAUUUUGGUAGGAGAAUAAAAUAUAUUUGGUAUACUUUUGCUACAUUAUUCCAAUUUCAAUGGCUUUGAUAUUUGUUCUCGUAGAAUUUGCUUUUUUAGCAAAUAAUGCUUAAUGUUUUGAAAGGGCGUAUCGAAGAGCAGAGUAAGAAUAACGGAUGCGAUAAGGAUCCAUACCAUUUCUAUGAUAUUGAACUAGUAAAAAAAAAAAAUAAAUUAUUUAUAAGACAAAUGAGUAACCAUUAUGAUUUUAUGAUACUUAACCGUACGAUCAAUAAAAUAUAAAAUCAUUUGUCAUACACACAUGUGUCUGCUAUACGUACCACUAAUUUUAAAAAGUCAUAAUACUCGGCACUACGAGUCUGUCCAACAUUGUAGAAAAAUACGGGGAAUUGCGUUAAAUAAAUGGCAUAACUGAG